UCAGCAGCCCAACACCAUAUGGGUGGGCGAUGAUUGACUCUGCAGGGACACACACGCAGCGUGGCAAGCCCGUGUGCUCACGAGCAUCGGUCAAAAUCAGUCAAUAUCACAGCGAGGGAAUCGGACGAGCCACCUACCGUCAGCAAUGGCCUCCAGCGGCCCAAAUGAAGCAAUGGUGUGGCUAUGUGGCCGUCGUCGUCAGCGAGCCCAACGAGGCACUGUGGGAGAUCUGCAGGCACACAAAACACCGAAGCACAAGCUGAUUGAAUUUUUCAACGCUUCAUCUGCCUCUCUCGCUGCCACCUUACCCUCUCUAAGCGUCUUGAGAGCUCCAGAGGCCUUUUGGCGCUUAUUGCCGACCUGCGAGCUUUGGCUUUACGUCAUCUUUUUUCGGUAUUCUUGACAACAGGGCCGCGUAGAGUGUCGGGAAGAUGCCCAAAGAGCCGCUGUGAUGACAU
Messenger RNA from Vitrella brassicaformis, 458 nucleotides. The record is from the annotation of a GenBank genome assembly. NCBI's taxonomy places the organism in Eukaryota, Vitrellaceae.